CGAGGGGAGAGAGAGAGAGAGAGAAGAGAGGGGUGUUCACUGUCCCCUCGGUUUCUGCCCUAGUCGCGGCUGGUCGCGGCACUGCAUGGCACUGCGCGGUACGCGGGUCAGUCGGAUUUGGCGGUCGCAGUAGGUAGCCUAGGUAGAAGUGCUCGGACUAGAUUGGAUUUACGCCCUUCCUUGGACCUUUCGAUCGAUUCGAUGGCGUAGCGCCGAUCUCUCGACCCUCCUCGACGAACCCGCUUGCCAUCACAGUCCCCGAAGGCGAAGGAUGUGUCCAGAUGCGAGCCGAGUCACUUGUGCGUGGUUCGGUCGAAGCGGGGAUACGUCUUCAUGAAGGAAGAUGGCAGGUGGGGACGCGGAGCUCUGCGGGUUCCUGGACGCAAAGUUGCCCGGCACCAGAGGGGUCACUCAGAGGGUGAGAAAACGCUCGCUCACUCCGUGGAAGGUCUGGAGAAGGCACUGGUGCUCGGUUAGAAAACUGGGAACUGGUCUCGGAGUGGAAAUUCACCUGGAUUGUGGCAUCGGCAGUGGGGGUGCAACCGUACCCAACGACAGAAAUGAUUCCGUCAAGAUUCCCUUCGAUGCCGUCAUCUGUCGGACGGAGUCUAGGUCGAAGCAGUUUGCCUUUGGGAUAUUUCCAGCCAAGCAGCGGAAACCCUUGCUCUAUCUCUCAGGGAAUUCGGAGACCGAGACUCAAAGAUGGAUGGCCGAUCUCAGACAACUGCUGAAACCUCGCAAGCAUCGAUUUUUAGAGGGAUCCUUCGAUAUCUCCAUGGUCGAUAACGCACAUUCCAGAGCUGCUGGUCUGACGGGAUUGCAUGGAGAUUUGGUUGCGAGUCGUCUGGGGGUUUUUGUUAAAGACGUGUACUCUGGUGAAAUAGGGGAAAGCUUGGAAUGGAAAGAAUUGAGUCAGUUCCAUCUAUCGACCUCGGGGCGUCCAGAUGACGUUAAACGCAUUUGCGUGAUGCACACGACCAAGGAAUUUCGUGGGGGUGUCGGUGAACUUCACGUUUUCUGUUUGGACGCACCAAGGUUGUUACAGGAUCUUGUCACACAAGGUCGCGGUCCAAAACGCAGAAACCUUGAUCAGCGGCCGUUGAGUUUAAGCGAUGGUGAUCUGAGGCUAUCGAUGCACAGUGACGAGCAAGCUGGAUCUUUUCCGGUUCUCAAAAGCAAAGUAGCUUCUAGCCUCAUCAAUGCAGGUCUUGGUUUAUUUCUCUCUUCGAGAUCUGGGAGCGAAGCAAAGCUCGUUCAUCAAACUUCGGAGGAUCUCGAAAGGAUCGCAGUUCAUAAGAUGGCAGGAGUAAAAAUAUCACUGCGCACCAGAGCUGUGGAUAAUGUAUACCAACCCGAACCUGCUGGCAUAUCCAAUAUUAUAGGAUCCAGUCUGGAGGAGCUGGAGGAAUCAUUUACAAGAAGGGUCUCUAAUAUUUCUGUUGCAUCUGGAAUUUAUGAAGAGAUUUCAGAUGUCGUGGACCCCUCAAAAAACGUAUGUUUAGCUUCCAAUCUUUACGAGGAUCCUGAGGAGUUGAUAUUGAGGAAUUGUGAAUUGCAUCGAGAACCACCCCCUCUCCCCCCAAGGCAGAGAUGUGGCUCUGGAUCUACUAGGAACGGAAGUAUCAGUGACGAUGGACUAGAUUCUGAGGGAGGUACGAGAUCUGCUACCCCGAAUACCACGGAAGACACCACUCCGACUCCUGAAGAGAAAGCAGCGAGCAUGAGUCAAGCGAUACAUGUGGAUAAUUCGGAUUACGUUCCAAUGUCUCCAAGAUUAAAAGACAUUGUUCCACAAAAAUGUUGUCAGCAAGAAACACAGCAAGAAGAAAUAUACAUGGUAAUGCGUUAAAAAUUUUAUUUACCAAUCUUUGUGGCUUAGGAAAUUUAUCGUGUUAAAACCAUUGAUAGAAAACAGUCUUUGGAUUUACGCUAUUUAAUCGCUUAACGCGAAUUAAAAUAAGGGUUAUAGAAAAGAAUUUUUUGAGGGCGUGUAGAAGGUUGAGAUUAAUGAGAUAAAAUGUCAAUUAUUUCUAAUCGAUCAAAAUGUUGGGAGAUGGAGACCUAUCCGACUCAAAUGUUUGUAAUGUUAGAAUUUGGGAAAAAGUAUAUACAUAUAUAUACACAGAUUUUCUAGGAGUAUAUUAAACAGAUGGAAAGAUGGUGAGUGACGAGUUGCGGGUGUUAACGAAUAUAAUUACUAAUUGAGAACGUUUGCCGGGCCUCUCAAGUGAAAACGCACAAUUAUCUACAUUGCCUUCUGGCUUGGAAAAAGUCGACGCGUACUCUGACAUUUUUCUAAGUAGGUAGAAUCAACCUUUAAGAGAAAAUAAGUAUCGUCCUAAUGUGAAACCAUUGGGGGAACAGUCCCCAGUAUUACUUAAGCAUCACAGUUCUAUGUAUAAAUGGCGCGUAAGAGUAGAUCUUUACGAAACUAUAGUACUACUUUUAUAUGAAGCUUUUCGAAGAGCUUUUUGAACUCCCCGACCAUAACGAAAUACGUACAAAUUGUUGUAUUAUCACUUUGUACCUUUCCAUUUAAUAAGGAAAUUCAGUGUUCGCGAUUUUAUGACAGGUUCAAAGUCUAAAGACCUAACGAUUCACCAACGUGUAGUUUGCAACAUACGUUGUACUGUUCUGGGUUUAUCAUGCGUCGUAAACACGUCGAUAGGUGAAUUGACACAAGUAGUUAUAAAGGAUCUGAAAUUUGCUACAAAACUGCUGUAUAUUGUGUAUUGUUGAUUGUAUAGAUAACAGGCUUAAGUAUCGCAAUAUUGUCUACUGCCUUUCGUCGUGUGCCUCGAUAUAUUUUACCGGUAUACAAAGAGAUUGUUAAAUGAAGCUCGUCGAGAUGUGACCGUAGUUCUUAUUUCAGCGAUGACAGCUCUGCGAAUGUCAUUAAUGUUAAUUCUGUAGGGAUUUACUGACAAUGUGGUAGCAGGAAACCUCUGUUGUACGUACCCUCGCAAUGUUUCUGUACGAGGUAGGCAUACAAGGAUUUCUGACUGAGCUGAUUAAGGUUAUUGCGCGAUAAAAUUUAGUUAAGGGGAAUGAAAAAUGAAGCAAUCGUGACAACUAUUUCGUACAUUGCAUUUGUAGUAGAUACACAUUUUGAACAGAGAUUUCCAUCGUUCACAACAAAGGAAACAUAUUUGAUUCAAGCUUUGCGUAACGAGUUUUCAUGGUAUAUACUGAACGACGUGAUUAUACUACAUUUUUCCUUCAUUAACUCUCGUUCAUACAUUCUUUACUAGAGAAUGCUCAAACGAAUCAUGUAGAUUCUGUGAAAUUUUGUACCAUGAUUAACGAAUUGUGAUAGGACGUAAUUUCGCUGCGAUGUCGCGUGUCUUUAGAAUAAGUAAUCAAAUGAAUAGUUUAAUAAACUGGAAAACGAGAAAAAAAAUGAAGAUAGCUGCUUUUAGGUGUACGUAGCUCACUGGAGUAUCGGAUACAUGUUCUUGUUGCUACUUUGUGAGAUUAAAAGAAAUAAUGAUCGAUA
Molecule: messenger RNA, 3496 nt
Organism: Orussus abietinus
Lineage: Eukaryota; Metazoa; Arthropoda; Insecta; Hymenoptera; Orussidae
Exons: 4
Coding region: 344-1849 (501 amino acids)
Source: RefSeq, a predicted model, not a curated record